Molecule: messenger RNA, 1143 nt
Organism: Lachancea nothofagi CBS 11611
Lineage: Eukaryota; Fungi; Ascomycota; Saccharomycetes; Saccharomycetales; Saccharomycetaceae
Source: the annotation of a GenBank genome assembly
AUGAAGAACGAUCAUAUGUUGGUAAAACCCGCCAUUCUAUUCAUUUCAAAUCUGAAUGAAAACUCCGAGAUCUUGAACUCUGUAAUCAAAGAAAACUUCCAGGUGUACUUCCACAAGUUCAAAUCAAGUGAGCCAGAAGACUUUUUAGAAUACUUGCACGAAACAUUUACAGAAAAUGCACCUCUAGCGGCAAUAUACGCAGGGUUUACUGCAUUCGGUCCUAUUGGUGGACUUACUAAAGAUAUGAUAGAGCACGCAUAUUUUCCAAGACAUUCACUUCAAUGCAUUACCUUGUGCUCUCGUGGUGUCGAUUUUGUGGAUAUAAAGGCCCUUAGCGCCCAUGGUAUUAAGCUACUAAACUAUGAAGAUGACAUGUCAAAUAUCGGCAGCGCACAAGGUAUAAUAAAACCGGCUUUGGCGGGAAACGAUGUCGCUGACUGUGUUCUGUGGCAUGUUAUUGAGGGGUUUAGGAAGUUUUCUUUGCAGCAAAGUAACCUGCGCUAUUAUAGAACCACUAAUUUAGCUCGUUUCUGUGCCAACGGUAGGAGUCCAGAAGCAGUUGAGAGUGUCUUUGGACAUGAACUACGUACAUGUCUGGCCAAGUCUCCUCGAGGACAAAAAGUACUGAUAUUGGGUCUCGGCGCUAUUGGCAAAAAAAUUGCCUACAAGCUACAGCACGGAUUAGGAAUGGAAGUUCAUUACGCUAAACGGAACUCUGACAUUGAUGCACCAUGGAGUUUUCAUGCAUUAGAUGGAAGUCUGUUACCUAAGCUGUCCCAGUUUUCGACAAUUGUAGUAGCUUUGCCAGGCACACCAGAAACAAAGCAUCUCAUCGAUAGACAGUUUUUGACUUUCUGUUCUGAUGAGCUUAUUUUAGUGAAUGUUGGCCGUGGGACUAUCUUAGAGCAGACUGCCAUCAAUGAUGCUGUGAGAGAGAACAAGUUGAGGCAUCUUGGAAUGGACGUUUAUUAUUCCGAGCCUUACGUUGAUGAAUAUCUUCUGGACUGUGUUUCGAAUGUCAGCUCAACGCCGCAUGUUGGGAGUGGCACGGCAGACGUUUUCAAUCAAAGCUGCGAUUUUGCACUCAAUAAUAUCAUAGAAGUUGUAUUGAAAGGCAAAAGUGGCCACUCCUUAGUCGUAUGA